Messenger RNA from Anolis carolinensis (green anole), 4365 nucleotides. It is a transcript of the gene xpnpep1, whose product is annotated as X-prolyl aminopeptidase 1. Gene Ontology annotation, molecular function: metalloaminopeptidase activity. Bases 152 to 2023 code for a protein of 623 amino acids. The record is from RefSeq and is a predicted model, not a curated record. Lineage: Eukaryota; Metazoa; Chordata; Lepidosauria; Squamata; Anolidae. The transcript has 20 exons.
UUUCUUUCUUUCUGGAGGCUCCUCCUCUCCUCCAGCCUCGGAGGCUCAUGGGGACUGCAGACGUCAGCUUUGCAUGGCAGCCUCCAGGAAGCAGUGAAGUGGAUGCUUUAGGAAAAGGAGCCGGGCAGGAAGCAGGGAAACGACCAGAAACAUGGCUCCAAAGAUUACUACAGAUCUGCUUCGACAGCUUCGGCAAGCAAUGAAAAACUCCAGAUAUGUCCCAGAGCCGAUCCAAGCCUACAUUGUACCUUCAGGAGAUGCACAUCAGAGUGAAUACAUUGCACCUUGUGACUGCAGAAGAGAGUUCAUUUGCGGGUUUGACGGCUCAGCAGGAACUGCCAUUAUUACAGAGCAACAUGCAGCCAUGUGGACUGAUGGACGCUACUUUCUGCAAGGUGCCCAGCAAAUGGAUAGUAAUUGGACGCUCAUGAAGAUGGGUCUGAAGGACACUCCCACACAGGAGGACUGGCUUGUGAGUGUGCUUCCCGAAGGCUCCAGAGUUGGAGUAGACCCAUUCAUUAUUCCAGCAGAUCAAUGGAAGAGGAUGUCCAAAGUUUUGAAAAGUGCUGGGCAUGCUCUAUUGCCAGUGAAGGACAACCUCAUUGAUGCCAUCUGGACAGAUCGACCCCCACGACCUUGCAAACCUCUGAUAACCCUGAAUUUGAACUACACAGGAAUGAGCUGGAAGGACAAGAUCACAUCUCUACGGGUGAAAAUGGCUGAGAGGAAAGCUCUCUGGUUUGUGGUGACAGCCUUGGAUGAAGUGGCUUGGCUCUUUAAUCUCAGAGGCUCUGAUGUUGAAUACAACCCGGUGUUUUUUGCUUAUGCCAUCAUAGGGAUCAAUACGAUCAGAUUGUUUAUUGAUGGUGACCGCAUGGGAGACCCAGCUGUGAGAGAACAUCUUCUGCAGAAUUCUCCUCAAGAUGCUGAAUUUAGUAUCCAAGUGUUGCCAUACGACUCCAUCCUCUCAGUUCUGAAGUCCAUCUGUGAGAGCCUAAAUCCUCAUGAGAAAGUUUGGCUCAGUGACAAAUCCAGCUAUGCUCUGACCCAGGCCAUCCCUAAGGAUCAUCGGUAUCUCACUCCCUACACUCCCAUAUGCAUUGCAAAGGCUGUGAAGAAUGCAUCUGAGGCUGAAGGCAUGAGGAAGGCUCAUAUCAAGGAUGCUGUUGCUCUUUGUGAGCUAUUUAAUUGGCUGGAGAAGGAGGUUCCUAAAGGAAAUAUUACUGAAAUCAGAGCAGCAGAUAAAGCAGAGGAAUUCCGUAGCCAGCAAGAGGACUUUGUCGAUCUGAGUUUUGCUACCAUUUCAAGUACGGGCCCAAAUGGUGCCAUCAUUCACUACAAGCCUACCCCUGAGACAAAUAGGACUUUAUCUAUGAAUGAGAUCUAUCUCCUAGAUUCUGGUGCUCAGUACAAGGACGGUACCACUGAUGUGACAAGAACUAUGCAUUUUGGUGUUCCGUCGGCUUAUGAAAAGGAGUGCUUUACCUACGUGUUAAAGGGCCAUAUAGCUGUCAGUGCAGCCAUAUUUCCCAAUGGAACCAAAGGUCAUCUCCUGGACUCUUUUGCCCGGUCUGCUCUCUGGGAUCAAGGUUUAGACUACCUGCACGGCACAGGGCAUGGAGUUGGCGCUUUCUUAAAUGUGCAUGAAGGCCCAUGUGGCAUCAGUUACAAAACAUUUGCAGAUGAACCUUUGGAAGCCGGGAUGGUUGUUUCUGAUGAACCUGGCUAUUAUGAAGAUGGUUCUUUUGGGAUCCGAAUAGAAAACGUGGUCAUAGUCAUUCCAGUUAAAACUAAGUAUAACUUCAGUAAUAGAGGGAGUUUGACUUUCGAACCUCUGACCCUGGUUCCAAUCCAGACCAAAAUGAUAAAUGUUCACUUGCUGACCCAAAAGGAGUGUGACUGGGUGAAUGACUACCAUAGAAAAUGCAGAGAGGUGGUUGGGGCCGAACUUGAACGACAAGGACGACACGAAGCUCUCCAGUGGCUCAUUAGGGAAACAGAGCCAAUCUCCAAAAUGCAUUAAUGUACUUUUUAAAAACAAAAUAUUCUAAUUCCUUUUGAAAAUGGCAAAAACAGGACAGGUUCAACUUCACAAAAUUAUACUUGGUGCCAAUAUGCCUGAUGAUACUGGUAGAAGGGAGAUGCAAAAAAAAAUCCUUUCCUAUAAUGAUCAGGACUUACAGAAAAAUGGGAGUAGGUUGGAAUUUGUUUAGAAGCACUUCCUUUCAAAAUAUUGUUAAUUCCCAUUUAUGAUAAUGAAAAAAUAAAUCCAGAGCUAUGAAAUCUUUUACCUAUAGAGAGGGGCUCGGACAGUUGUGAUGAAUGUGUGAUCAUGGUGUAAACCCAAGGGGUUUAAAUGACUGCAUUGUUUAUUAUGCUAAUUCCAAGCUUGACCAAAUUACUUGAGAGAUAGAGAGACCCUGCCAUGAUAUAAGUUGUUCGCCUCUGACAAUCUUGCCAAGUGGUAAUGGAGAAUGUUAAUUUGUAAAAGGUUCUUGUAGCAGUAAGACUAAUAGAGAGAAAGAAAUGGGUAGCAUAAGCUUUUGUAGACUCAAAAGCCUACACUAAAGUCUACUGUGCCUCAUCACACUAGAACAUGAAUCCAGUUUCUGCCUCCUACAGAAUUCUGGGGUUUGUAGUUUGAUGAGGCUCAGGACCUGUCUGGUUGAGCUAUUUAAAGAUCCUUCACUGAAGUGGAUUUAAAGUGGAUCCAAACUCUAGUGUGUUGAGGUCGUUAGUCUGCCAAAAUAUUCUAGAGCAGUGGUUCUCAACCUGGGGUCCCCGGAUGUUUUUGGCCUCCAACUCCCAGAAAUCCCAGCCUGUUUACCAGCUGUUAGGAUUUCUGAGAGUUGAAUGCCAAAAACAGCAGCGGACCCCAGAUUGAGAACCACUGAUGUAGAGUACUGUGCUCCAGAGCAGCUCUAAAUGUGGCAAAGGAACAGAGCUGGACCCAUUGGUGGCCAGCAAGGCCACGAGUGCAUUGGGGCUGCUGCUGCUAUUUUGCCAUCCAAAAGCCAUCUUGCUGGCAAUUUUGUUCUGAUGAGGCCUCCAGCUAUAAGAUCAGCAGAAGCAAUGCUGCCAGCAAGGCAUUGACAGGUAACUGUUUCCAGCUGUUUGACUUGGAGACACUGAAUCUUGUCGGAUGCAGCUGUCCACACCUCAGAAACACUGGCAUCACUCUGAAGCUUUCAGAAAGCUUCGAAGUAAAUUGUAGUUUUUCUUGCACCCGACUAAUAGCUGGAAACUACAUUUCUGCUGUGGAACCAGCUGUAAGCAGUGUGGACUCCUCGCAGCAGUUGCAAAGUUAAUUUGCUUUAUUGGGCCUAUGUAGACACAGCCUUAGUCUAUGAAAGCUUAUACUACUAAUAUCUUUUCUUUACCUUUAUAUUCUAUCACCAUAGAGAAUGUUAUAGCAUUUGUGGUGCAGCAGAGUAGUUAUAAAAUAGACCUCUUGUGGGUCCUUGAGACUAGUAAUCUUAGCAUGGCUGUGUAUUGAAAGAUUUUUAAAUCUAGCUUUUCUUCUCUAUUUUAUAACUAACUAAUUCAUGAAUUUGCGUACACUUGUUUUUUACUUGGUGACUUCAACAUCAAGUAAUGCUUUGCUGUCAUAAAUCAGAUGCCACCUAGUGAGUGGUUGUUGACCUGUGGGUCCCCAGUGUUUUGGCCUACAACUCCCAGAAAUCCCAGCCAGUUAACCAGCUGUUAGGAUUUCCAGGAGUUGAAGGCCAAAACUUCUGGGGACCCACAGGUUGAGAACCACUGACCUAGUGCAAUCUGGUGCAUGCCUACUCUGAAGCAACCCUCAUUUAGUUCAGUGGGUCAUACUCCCAGGUACAUUUGUGGGGUUUUUUUUGCCACUAAUAGGACCAUUUGGAUUCAAUAGGCCUUACUCCCAGAUAUACAAGCUGGUAACGUCUGCCAAGAGCAUUCAGAUAAGCUCCCAUGAUCCCAGUUCACUUUGAACAAAAUCAUUUUUAAUAGAUGCAGUUCACAAUGUCUGUCAGAUAUCUGUCAAUGAGCUGUGAGCCUUGAAAAGGGGUUGCUCUCCACUCCUGUCUUUUGAGAACACUAUGUAAAUUGCUUGUUGUGAAACUGUUUUGGACACCAUCUUGUGAAAGCUUGCAGUGUUACACAACAGGAGCUCCUCCAGCUUCUCUGCCUAUGUCUCUCCCAGCUCUUCAAACUGUUGAGAGUAUGGACUUUUGGAUACAUGCGUUAAGAAAGCUAAUGUUAGAAAACAAUGCUGUGUGUAAAGGACAUUAAAUGCUCAAAUGGAUCUUUUAUACUCUUUGGAUCAAUUCUCCUCCUGUUUUUACAUUGCCCAAACACAGGAGCACCAAGUGCCAAUAAAAUCACUUUACUUUA